AUGCGCCUUUCGACGACGCUGCUCCUCGCCUCGGCCCUGUGUGCCCACGCGACGCCCACGGCAACCCGAGCCGGUCCGAGGCUGGCACCGAGCAAGGUCAGGCGUGGCCAGAUGCCCGAUGGCACGCGCGUCGCCUUGCCUGCGACCCAGGUGGCCAACUUUGGGGACCCCAACACCGCCGGCGUCUUCCUCCGCGGCGAGGACCGAAAUCCUGCCCACGUCUUCGAGCUGGGCUUCGCGCCCCGCGGGGACGACGCGAAUCUGCAGCAUCACCUGAGCUUCGCCGGCAACUCGGCCUACGUGUCCGUCACGCGAAGUCGUCGGACGGCGAGGAACUAUGCCUUUGGCCGAAGAGGGGGUUCGGGGGAGGGCAGCGUCGGUUUCGUCUACGUCAUCUACCCGGAUCGGAUGCCCGACGGCUAUUGGAUUCCUCACAUCUACCCGGCCGACAGGGCCGUGCACUUGAACUGGGAGUUUGCCGUCGCCGGUGCCAUCCCGCCGUCGGCCAUCCACGGCGCCUUUGCCUUUCGACCGGACGAGCCGGAUCCGUUCAGCUACGUGGUCAAUCCAAACUACGAACCCGGACGCGCCGGCGCCUACGAUCCGUCUUUGGAUUUUUCCAUGCGGCAAGCCCACAGCAUCCUGUUCGUCGGCUGCGCCGCGAUGGUGCUGGGAAGUCAUGCGCGACUCCCGAGGUCGGUGCCGGAGAUUGGAGCCGACGCCGGCGGCCACCACGACGCUCACGACGCAGGUACGACACGCCGAGCGCCGUAUUUUCCCGCGCCGUCGUCGAGGAAUGAUGCUGACGACACGUCUUCAGCCGCCGUUGCCGUGUCCAAGCCAUACCGGAGGGAAGAGGGGUCCAAUGGCCGCUGCGACGCCGUCGUUGGCGCUUGGGUCGCGAAUCACGGCCUCGCCUGCGAGCACGCCGCCGGGCAAGGGGCCUGCAAGCUGCGUGUCGUGACGGCAGAGGACUCCAAGGACAGGUUUGACCAUCUCAACGUGCGGCUCGAGCUCUCCGACGACUGGUGGGCGGGAGCAUACGGCAGGAUUGGCAUCCAUUUCGGCCGUCCGAGUGCCAACGUGACGCUCUUCCGGAGUCCCGACGGUGGCUCGUUUGCGCAGAUGAAUGUGAAUCUGACGAGGAUAUUUGGCACCGACAGGCCGUCCCUGCGGAGUCUCGGGAGGGUGGUCAUCACCCAACACCUGCACGGCUCGCAAUUCAACGAUCAAUUCGAGAUUCGAGGCAUUCUGCUACGAGCGCACCAUGUGGAAUCCGGUCUGCAUCUCGAAGUGGCCAAGUAUCGUGCCGUCGAAACGUGGUCGACGAAAAUUGAGCUGCCCCGGACGCGUGGCAGGAAGGGGGAUGGCCCAAGGAGUCCGUCGUAUGGUGGAGAGGCUUGGUCGGGAGAGGUCAAGUUGGAGGACUGGCAUGUCGCCAACGCGGCAAUUGCAAAGGCCGGGACGGUGCAUGAGGAAAUGUGA
Messenger RNA from Drechmeria coniospora, 1485 nucleotides. RefSeq lists its product as uncharacterized. The coding region runs from base 1 to 1485 and encodes 494 amino acids. Lineage: Eukaryota; Fungi; Ascomycota; Sordariomycetes; Hypocreales; Ophiocordycipitaceae. The transcript has 2 exons. The record is from RefSeq and is a predicted model, not a curated record.